AUGGAAACUAUCAACGAGCCAAGAAUUUUAUACAGAGAGUUCUUUCUGGAAACAGCUUUUCAGAGAGCUCACAACAACUGGAAGCACCAGACAGCGCAAUUAGGCCCAAUGCAGUUUAAUUCAGAUUGGGAAGAAACCCUAAAUGACAUCGACGAGCUGAUACAGUCUGAGCUAGGAUGCUCACUGUCAGGCCUUUCUCCGUAUGAUGUAGCGCAUCUUUCAAACAAGAUUGAAUCGCGAGAAAGUUAUACGCAAUUUAAGACCAAGACGAGCUCGAGCGACCCCUCGAAAUGGAAUCUCUCAGGAAAUAUGAAUAAGAUCGUUCAUGCUCCUCAGAAGUCCACUGCAGCCAAGGCUACUGGACAUGUGAACAACAACAAUGAGGACAUUGUGGAAGUGCAAAUUUUGGAUCUCAGGGAUGUUUAUGAAAAGAAAACUAAGAAAGGACCCAAAGGCCUGGAAUAUCGCCUCGAAAACCCAAAAGUAAUGGUAAAGGUGCACGCCGACCUGGAAAUCACUGAAGUAUGUGCAUUUGUAAAGAGGUGCGCCAGAGCUGCCAUGAGAACCCACGACAAUAGAGCAAAAAUACUUUGUUCACUGAGCAUUACACCCUUGUUUAACUUCAAACGAAAAUCAGGUGCUGUUAAACUUACAGUCAGUGUUUUGGAAAAGGAGAAGAAGCGACAAGUCAUUUCUGUAGAUCUCGGUUCAGUCUACAUGAACCAAGAUGGAGACAAUUUUUAUUGGUUGGAGAAGGCAGAUGUCACUGAACGGAACAAAUGGGAAGUAACUCUUAAGAUAGAUUUAGUUUCUGGACUGACAGCAAGGGCGACAUCCCGACCAUUUCGAGUAACGACGAAAGUGAACUACAAGAGAAACAUCCAAGAUUAUUCCAGCGUGGGUAAAGUGCAAAACCUGAUUUGCAAUGUCAUGAGAUCAAACCAGACUUCGUCAGACAAUGAUCAUGUUAAUGAUGAUGUAUUCCUUGAAAGCAAUGAAAUGGAAAAGAAUCAUUUCAGGCAAAUGCAAGACACAAGGGCAAUGGCGGAUGAUAACGACGAUAAUCUGUUGACUCACAAUCUAUUGUGUUUUAAACUCGAUGAAACAGAUGACUGGUGGUCGAUAGCUUCUUCGAACAAUGUGAAUGACUCAAGCUCAGUGCUAAGCCCUCUAGCACAUGAAAGAAUAAUUCUGCAACCAAACACAAUUCUACAGAGACCCACGGUUGCAUCAUAUUUCGGUCAGAAAUCAGAGAUCAGUUGCAUUAUGGAACAACCUGAGCUUAGUGGUUUGCUAAAGCUGGUGAGAAAGCGAACCACUGAAGAGAGUGCAACCAUUAAACAAGAAAAGAAAACCAGGAGGAAGAAGUCUUUACUCGAUGCAAACUACGCAUGGGCUUGUGGAUACUGUUUUUUCGAACGUCGCAAGAAAUCAACAAUUAGGGCGCAUUUGAUCCAAGGAGUUUGUCAAAGAUCAAGAUUAUAUAGACGAAAGUCAAAGAAACGCCGUUCCUUUUCAGCAAGAGGGCGUCUUUUAAGUAAUGGCUUGGAAAAUUCUGACCUCGAAAAACACAAAGGGCGGUCAAAUAAAUAA
Messenger RNA from Pocillopora damicornis (cauliflower coral), 1593 nucleotides. RefSeq lists its product as uncharacterized. Lineage: Eukaryota; Metazoa; Cnidaria; Anthozoa; Scleractinia; Pocilloporidae. The record is from RefSeq and is a predicted model, not a curated record.